AUGUCUUGUUCAGCAAUAUUUAUUCUAGAUCAGAAGGGAAAUGUAAUUAUGUCGCGAAAUUUUCGUGGAGAUAUAGAUGUUUCUGUUAUAGAGAAAUUUAUGCCGCUACUCGUUGAGCAAGAGGAUGAGGGGAGAGCUUCACCAAUUAUACAAAAUGGAGAACUUAGCUAUAUUUUUAUUAAACAUAUGAAUAUUUAUUUAGUUGCACUUUCUCAAAGAAAUCCAAAUGUGGCAAUGGUUCUUUCAUUUCUUUACAAAUGUGUUGAAACUUUUGUUUGUUAUUUUAAAGAUUUGGAAGAGGAAUCAGUUCGUGAUAAUUUUGUUGUUAUUUAUGAAUUAUUGGAUGAAAUGCUUGAUUUUGGUUAUCCACAAACAACAGAACCUCGAAUUCUUCAAGAAUAUAUAACACAAGAAACUCAACGAUUAGAGAUUGCACCUCGUCCACCUAUGGCUGUUACAAAUGCCGUUUCUUGGCGUUCAGAGGGUAUAAAAUAUAGAAAGAAUGAAGUGUUUUUGGAUGUUAUUGAAUCUGUUAAUUUAUUGGCAAAUGCUAACGGAACUGUCCUUCGAAGUGAAAUUGUUGGGUCAAUUCGAAUUAGGGUUAUACUUUCUGGAAUGCCUGAAUUACGACUUGGAUUGAAUGAUAAAGUUUUGUUUCAGGCUGUUAGAAAAGGUCGUGGUAAAGCAGUAGAAUUAGAAGAUGUUAAAUUCCAUCAAUGUGUCCGCUUAUCUCAUUUCGAAAGUGACCGAACAAUAUCUUUUAUUCCGCCAGAUGGAGAAUUUGAAUUAAUGAGUUAUCGACUAUCUAGUGCUCAAAUAAAACCUUUAAUUUGGGUACAAGUACAAAUGGAGAAACAUGCACAUUCUCGUGUUGAAUAUAUUGUGAAGGCAAAAUCCCAAUUUAAACGUCAAUCAAUUGCAAAUCAUGUUGAAAUUCAAAUUCCCGUUCAAAGCGAUGCCGAUUCCCCAAAAUUUAAAAGUAUUGUUGGAUCUUCCCGUUAUGCCCCAGAGAAUGGGGCAUUUAUUUGGACAAUAAGAAGUUUUCCUGGAGAUAGAGAAUAUUUAAUGAGAGCACAUUUUAGUCUUCCUUCUGUUGAAAAUGAUGAAAGUGAAGGGAAAGUACCUGUUUAUGUGAAAUUUGAAAUUCCUUAUUUUACUACAUCUGGUUUACAGGUUCGUUAUCUGAAAAUUAUUGAAAAAAGUGGGUACCAAGCACUUCCUUGGGUACGUUAUGUUACACAAAAUGGUGAUUACCAAAUUCGAACCUAGAAUAGAAUAUACUUUUUGAAGAUAAGGAAAAAAUCAAUUUGUGAGGAAUAUUUAUUAGGGAUAAAAAUAUUUUUAUAUUAAAAAGUGGAGGUGGACACGACCAGUUAAUUCUUCCCUGUGGAGAUGUAAAGCUCUUAUUCUUCUCUAUUCGGCUCGCUACAGGGAAGAAUUAAUUGGUCUAUCCAACUUGAUUAAAAACAAUUUAAAUAAGUUUAAAUUGUUUCUGGCUACUUUUAUUAGUGCGAUUAAUUGUUUAUUUUUUAAAUUAUUUUUUAAAAAUAUUUUUAAGUUAAUAGCAAAUGGAAAACUUAUUUCUUCUAUUUUUCUGUUUAUUUAACAAAAAUAUUUCUUGCCUUUGAAAGAAAUGUAUUCCUUUUAAUACUAAUAAUAUUUUCAUAUCUUUUUCCAUUAUUUUCGCCUUCUAAAUUUUUUUCUUAAUUUUUAACUCGAAAGUUGCCUUCUUUUCGCAAACUAUUGACUUUUUUUUUAAAUUUUUUGUGAUCAAUUCCAACCCCAAUAUUGUUGUGAUGAAUAUUUAAUAAUAGAAAAUUGUUGCAUCU
This is a messenger RNA of Meloidogyne enterolobii, 1829 nucleotides long. NCBI's taxonomy places the organism in Eukaryota, Metazoa, Nematoda, Chromadorea, Rhabditida, Meloidogynidae. The record is from the annotation of a GenBank genome assembly.